UAUAAACCCUUCGUGCGCCCUUAAAUUAAAAAUCUCCCCUUCCUCCAAGUCUUAUCUUUACAUCCCAUCUACAUCUCUCCCAUCCACCCAUAUACCCAUAAUCCAGACAUCAACCAUCACCAUGUCUUCCGCACAAUCCCGCGUCGGCCAAGUAGCCUCCCACCUCAAGCCUACCGGCCGUGCCGCCAUCCUCUCCAAGAACGCAGACGACAUCGUCAUCACCGCCGCCCUCCGCACCCCCUUCACCAAAGGCGGCAAAGGCGGCUUCAAAGACACCCCCGCCGCUGACCUCCUCGUCGGCGCCCUCAAGGCCGUCGUAGACCGCUCCGGCAUCGACCCUAAACUCGUCCAAGACAUCGCUGUUGGCUCCGUCCUCCCCCCCGGCGGCGGCGCCACCGAGUUCCGCGCCGCUGCUCUCGCUGCGGGUUUCCCCGAUUCCACGGCCGUCAGGUCGCUCAACAGACAGUGCUCCUCCGGCCUCCAAGCUUGCGUCGACAUCGCAAACGCCAUUUCAGCGGGUAUGAUCGAUAUCGGCGUCGGCGCCGGCGUAGAGAGCAUGUCCCUCCAAUACGGCCCCGGCGCCGUGACCGAGUUCUCCGAGCUGCUCGACUCGCACCCCGAAGCCAAGAACUGCAAAGUCGGGAUGGGCAACCUGUCUGAGGCGAUGGCCAAAGACCGCGGCGUCACCAGAGUCAAGCAAGAUGCCUUUGCUGCUGCUUCCUACGCCAAGGCCGCACACGCACAAGACAACGGAUGGUUCGACGCCGAGAUCGUGCCCCUAAAAGUGAAAUACGAGGACCUGAAGACAGAUGAGUGGAAAGAAAUCACAGUCAGCAAAGACGACGGCAUCCGCCGCGGCGUCACCGCCGAGUCCCUCGCCAAGAUCAAGCCCGCCUUCGCCAAAGACGGCUCCAUCCACGGCGGCAACGCCUCGCAGAUCUCCGACGGCGCUGCAGCCGUUCUCCUGAUGAAGCGCUCCACCGCCGAGAAGCUCGGUCAGAUCAUCCUCGGAAAAUACGUCACCGCCUCCGUCGUCGGCGUCGCGCCGCUGCUGAUGGGUGUUGGCCCCUGGGCUGCUAUCCCGUUGGCGCUGGAGAAGGCGGGGAUCACCAAGGAUGAGGUGGAUGUGUAUGAGAUCAAUGAGGCGUUUGCGAGUCAGUGUGUGUGGUGUGUUGAGGCGCUGGGGUUGGAUGAGAAGAAGAUUAACCCUGGGGGAGGCGCGAUUGCGUUUGGUCACCCCUUAGGCUGUACCGGAGCGAGGCAAGUCGGCACCCUUUUGGGUGGACUGAAGAGGGGGGGUGGUAAGGUGGGUGUUACGAGUAUGUGUGUGGGAACCGGUAUGGGAAUGGCCGCCGUUUGGGUUUCGGAGCAGUAGAGGGGGUGUAUGAUGUAUAUAUGAGGGUUAUAGAUGGGGUGGGGUGUUUGAUUAUGAAGAUUCAUUUGUAUUAUGAUUUAUGUUUAUGAUGGUUUAUUGUGAUAUUGUGUGAAGAUCAGGGUUAGAAACUCGAGUAUACUCAUUAGUACAGUAAAUCCUCGUACUCAA
This is a messenger RNA of Pseudogymnoascus destructans, 1543 nucleotides long. RefSeq names its product 3-ketoacyl-CoA thiolase with broad chain length specificity (gene POT1). Lineage: Eukaryota; Fungi; Ascomycota; Leotiomycetes; Thelebolales; Thelebolaceae. The record is from RefSeq and is a predicted model, not a curated record. The transcript has 2 exons. Gene Ontology annotation, biological process: phenylacetate catabolic process; fatty acid beta-oxidation. The coding region runs from base 122 to 1375 and encodes 417 amino acids. Gene Ontology annotation, cellular component: peroxisome. Gene Ontology annotation, molecular function: acetyl-CoA C-acyltransferase activity.